AGCCCUUGAUGCAAGUCUGAGAAAUGGGGGAUCGGCUGGAGAAAAUCAAAUCCCUUAUCGCAUCAUACCCAGAUUUUCCCAAACAAGGUAUCCUGUUCAGGGAUAUUUUUCCAGUCUUGCGCAGUCCCCAAGCACUCCAGGACUUGAUCGACUUGCUUUGUGAGCGUGUCACAGUGAUUCAACCUGCUGUUGAGAUCAGUGGGUUGGAGUCAAGAGGGUUUCUAUUUGGACCACUGCUAGCAAAUCAACUGGGGAUCUCAUUUGUACCUGUUCGAAAAGCUGGCAAACUUCCUGGCAAAACUGUCAGCGUCUCCUACACACUGGAAUAUGGGACAGACAAAUUUGAAGCUCAGGCAGAUUCCAUUAAGCCUGGUCAGAGAGUGAUAAUAUUGGAUGAUUUGCUCGCCACUGGUGGAACCAUGAAAGCUGCUAUUGAACUGAUGGAACAGCUGAAAGCAGAUGUUGCAGAAUGUUUAACAAUCAUAGAGUUGACGGACCUUAAUGGACAAGCACAGCUAACAAAACCAUUUUAUUCUUUUAUUCAGUAUUAGUUAUGUUGAGCUGUCAGAAAAUUUGACAAAUCGAGGAAUGUUAUAGAACAGUAAUUAAGUGUAUUUGUACACUUCUAAACUGUUGUACAGCCCUCAGCUUGGUAUUAUAAUGCAUGCUUUACAGAUGAUGAUUGUUAAUGAAUCUUUAAGAUGUUUCUGCCAUAAAACAAUGCUCUUGGUACUGUCACUUGGAUGUCUAUGGCUGUUGCUUGUCCAUUUCCAUAUAAGAAAGAAAAGGUCUGGUACUAUGUCACAUGUAUUGGAAGGUUGCAUGCAGUGCCAUCACUAGCAACUGUUGUGAAAUUUGUUGCAAAUAGUUUUUUUUAAAACAAAUUUAAUAUAGAAAGCUGCAGUUAAAUGAAUGCAAAUUUUUUUAUGUACAUGUAAAAUCUUUGGAAAUGUUUUAUUUUCUUAACAACAGGACAAGAUUUGUUUUUAUCUUACACUUCUACUAGAGGUGAUAGCACAAAAGUUACUCUUGUUUUCUAGAUCGGAUUUCAUUGUGUACUGCAUUCAUGAACAGCUUUUUUUACUGGCUCAAUGUCAACAACUCCCUCCCCAAAACCCGCUUACAGCCUUCUAACAUGUCAAGUUUGACAUCUACAUUUUGUUACUUUUGCAUAUUUGUACUUUGUUGUGGUCAUUAUGUUUUACAAGGGAUUUAGCUUUUUUAUUAUCCUUUUAAGAUUUUUGAAAUGAUUGGUAGCAUUUAAUACUGUUUACAGCAGGUGCUGUGGAUUUUAUGGUGGUGGGAUGAAGGCCCAAAGAAAAGCAAUACUUUUGAAACAUUUUCUAUUUUGACAAUCAAUUUGAUUCCUAUAACAAAACAAUUAAAAAAAAAACCCUAUUACUGAGCA
Messenger RNA from Pomacea canaliculata, 1408 nucleotides. Its product is annotated as adenine phosphoribosyltransferase-like. Gene Ontology annotation, molecular function: AMP binding; adenine phosphoribosyltransferase activity; adenine binding. Gene Ontology annotation, cellular component: cytoplasm. Gene Ontology annotation, biological process: adenine salvage; AMP salvage. The record is from RefSeq and is a predicted model, not a curated record. NCBI's taxonomy places the organism in Eukaryota, Metazoa, Mollusca, Gastropoda, Architaenioglossa, Ampullariidae.